GUCACUGGUACUGAUCAGCAAGUAUCAGAGUCAAGCUUGGGUGAGAGGAACAUGACCGUGGACUUCAGCACACAAGUUUCUGUCGAGAGCACCUCUUUGAUGGUUUCUGAGACUGUUGAUAACCCAGACCGUAGUUACUCCUCUGAAGAUCUUUGUUCGCUGGAAGUUCAAGGGUCUCUCUACUCUGCAGAUCUUUCUCCCUGCUCUACAGCCCCCAAAGAGCCUAUGGACCAGAGCUGCAGCACCCGCUGCAGGUUCCACAGAACUCACUCAGAGGGUUUUCCUGACGAGGAUGACAGUUCCCACAGCCAAGCCUCUACUGACAGGUCUCAAGGACUGGAAAAGAACUGUGCCUACGGCAGGUCCUUGGACUGUUCCUCAGAGAAUUUCAGCCUGUCAGAACUGCAGAGUUCUGCUCAAGGGAGCAAUGCCACGCCACCUUUGAAGCAAAAGCAGAUCUGCUGUGCAGACGUUAGCCAGCCUCCUGCCCCUUCCCAGACCUCUCCCUGUUUUGGGCCCACAAAUGCUUCAUCAUACACAAGUGGCAAAGAGAGUGCGGUCCAGCAGCAUCAUGUUACAAAUCACCGAAUUUCAAAUAUAGUCCGAUCAACUAGUGACCCCGUCUCAUGUUCGUCUUGCACAGAAGGUGAUAAUUGUGCCUGGACUCCUUUAUGUAGCCACUGUCAAGAUGCAGGAUUAUCUCCAGCUACAUUAGGAACAGUUCCUGUUUCUGGUUCUCAUGUGGCUGCCUCUGCUUGUGAGCAUUCUUUGAGCAGUUUCCUACCAACUGGAAAACAGAGGGAUGCAAGGAAGCUUGAUCUACACCUGAAGCCAAAGGCUUUGCACAAAGUCUCAAAAGAGCGACCAUACUCUUUAGUGGACCUUAAGACUUAUAAAGACACAAAAAUUUUAGUGGCAAAAUUUUUGGAACAUUCAAACUGUAAUCUCCCUCCAGAAGUACGUCAUGUAGUGAAUAGCAUACGAUCGGUGAUAAAAUCUGAUGAAAGACACAUGGAAGAAGCCAUCUUCAGUGCCAAUAUUAUAGACCAGGUAAUGGCAAGUUCCCAGCAGAAUGUGAAUACCUCUAGAAAUCGACUUCAAGAAGAUCUUCAUCUUCAGAGCUGCGGUGCUCUGAGCUCUCCACUUGCAUUCUCACGUAGGUCCCGUAUCACUCGCCCUUUACAGCACGACAGGCCUCACAGUUUAAUUGGAGUUUGCCGGGAGACCAUCCUUUGAUAAUAUUCGCAGGUAUGUGAUUGCAGCAGAAAGAAUUAUGGAAGAAACCAGGACUGGGAGAAAUACAAGUAGUGGAUGACUUAAAAAGGAAAAAGUGUCUUCCCUUGGAAUUCCACCUUUUUCAAACAGCAGGAGGAGAACACCUGUUUUUCUGAAUGUAAAUUUCGGCUCUCAUUUUUGCGAAAUUUUAACUGAUUUGGUAGUCAAAUCUCAACAAAUGUUUUCCCAACCAGAAAUGUGUUUAUUUCACUGUACUUACAGAAAUGCUACUAAUGCUGCCUAGCACUUCUUGAAAAUCAUGGCGAAAGUGCCA
Molecule: messenger RNA, 1549 nt
Organism: Nestor notabilis (Kea)
Lineage: Eukaryota; Metazoa; Chordata; Aves; Psittaciformes; Psittacidae
Product: protein FAM189A1-like
Exons: 5
Source: RefSeq, a predicted model, not a curated record